AAACCGUUUGAAAAGAGCUUUUAAACGUACCCGUAGCAAUAAUUUACCUUGAGCUUUACUUUUUAUACUGUAAUCGAACAUGUUUACAUAGAAGAGGCGAAGACUACCGUGUCUAGUGAAUAAAAUGUGUUUAAACCACGCCCGGCGUGGAUCGUGAGCCAAUGGGGCCGGGUGCCGGUGAGGGAGUCGCGCAGGGCCCGCCUUGCCACCGCGGCCGACUUAGUUGACAUGAAACUAUCGCGAGGCGCGGUCGCGUUCCCGACCCACCACCACACAACUGUGCUCCAGGGUGCUCUACCAUACAUCUGUCAGUGUUUGCGGUACCCCUGUGCUUCUGAAAUGACUUAAAAGAUGAAUGAAGGCAGCCCAAUUCACAGUUAAUGUUUGUUUUGUUAUUUUAUUUAUGAGUGAACAUUUGAAGAAAAUCAACAAAGUGUUGGGUGUAAAGGUGGAAAUGAAGACGGAGCACCGCACGUGCUGCGCGUGCGGGGAGCCCAUCGCGGACCGCUUCCUGCUGGAGGUGGGCGGUGGCGCGUGGCACACGGCCUGCCUGCGCUGCUGCGUGUGCGCCGUGCAGCUCGACCGCCACCCCUCCUGCUUCCUGCGCGACCGCCAGGUCUACUGCAAGCAGGAUUACGCCAAGAGUUUCGGCGCGAAGUGCUCCAAGUGUUGCCGGGGCAUCUCGUCGUCGGACUGGGUGCGCAAGGCGCGCGAGCAGGUGUACCACCUGGCGUGCUUCGCGUGCGACGCGUGCGGCCGCCAGCUCUCCACCGGCGAGCAGUUCGCGCUGCACGAGGACCGCGUGCUCUGCAAGCCGCACUACCUCGAGACACUCGACGGCGGCUCCAUCUCCUCGGACGAUGGUUGCGACUCUGAAGGUUAUCACAAAAGCAAAGCCAAGCGAGUACGGACGACUUUCACCGAGGAGCAACUGCAGGUUCUCCAGGCGAACUUCCAGCUGGAUUCGAACCCCGACGGGCAAGACCUGGAGCGGAUCGCGCAGGUGACGGGGCUCAGCAAGCGCGUCACGCAAGUCUGGUUCCAGAACAGCCGCGCGCGCCAAAAGAAGCAUCAGCACACUGGGAAAGGGAAACAAAACCAGCGUUGGUGUAUUUUGUCCGCAGUGAUGUCGCGGGACACGGAUCCGGUGGGGUUUGGCCGGCCGAUCAACCUGCACCUCACAUACUCCUUCCAGAACAAACCCCCUUUUGUUCCGAUAGACGGCACUUCGUUUACGGAUUCCUCGAUGGAUGAGCUCUCGGAAGAUUCGUCGAUCCAUUGCAUGCAGAGUGAAGUUUAAAAUUAAAACCAUUAGGUAUCUACUCGUAUAAA
Molecule: messenger RNA, 1332 nt
Organism: Cydia amplana
Lineage: Eukaryota; Metazoa; Arthropoda; Insecta; Lepidoptera; Tortricidae
Gene: Awh
Product: LIM/homeobox protein Awh
Exons: 6
Coding region: 356-1300 (314 amino acids)
Biological process (GO): regulation of transcription by RNA polymerase II; neuron differentiation
Cellular component (GO): nucleus
Molecular function (GO): RNA polymerase II transcription regulatory region sequence-specific DNA binding; DNA-binding transcription factor activity, RNA polymerase II-specific
Source: RefSeq, a predicted model, not a curated record